GAUGGCGGAAGCGAUUGCGAGCGUUUGAAUUCCAGGGAAGCCGCCAAAGCCGCGCACAAAGGCGGCGGGCGCCGCGGGAGCCGAGCUGCCGAUCCAUGGAUUCGCUACCAGGGGAGGACCCGACGCUGCCGCUGCCGUUCGAGGCCAGCGCCCUCCAGCUGCCGGACAUCUCCCGCGGGGACCCCCAGCCCGGCCCGCCCGGCCGACAAGUAGUACCAGAUGUGGCAGAAGACACAGUCUCACCAGCUCGAGCUCGGACCAUGAAGGACUAUGAAAAUCAAAUCACUGAUCUGAAAAAAGAAAACUUCAACCUGAAACUUCGUAUUUAUUUUCUGGAGGAGCGAAUGCAGCAGAAGUUUGAUGGUCCCACUGAAGAAAUCUACAAAAUCAACAUUGAGCUGAAAGUUGAGAUAGAAAGUCUGAAGCGUGAACUGCAGGAGAGGGAGAAGCUGCUCGUCAAGGCCUAUAAGGCAGUUGAAAGCUUGGCCCAGGGUGGUGAUGCUGAAGUGCAGCAUGGAAAAGAAGCACAGAAGAAGAUGCAGGAGAUGGAGGAAAUGCUGACUGGCAGAAUAAACCUUCUGGAAGAGAAUCUUAAAGCUGCCCAAGAAGAGGUGGAAAAAGCCCUUGCAAUGACAGAGAAGGAGAAAGCUCUGAGAAUUGCUGCUGAGCAGAAACUUGCUUCAAUUAUCAAUGCCCCUGCCAAGGAUGUGGACAAGGUUACAGAAGCUGAGAAAGACAGACUUAUAGAGCAACUGAAUCUGUCACUGAAAAGUAAAGAAGCUUUAAUUCAACACCUCGAAAAGGAAAAGUCUCAGAGUGGAUCUUCUGAUGGGAACUUGCCAGCAGAAAAAAUCAGAGAACUUACCAUUGCCUUGAGGCUUGAAAAGGAUAGUGAGAUAGAGGCUCUUAGAAUGGAGCUUAAAAAUGAGAGAAAUUCCUUUGAAAAAAAAAUUCAGUCACUGCAAGAGGAGCUGCAAGAGAGAGAAAAUGAGCUUGCUGUUGAAAAGAAGAAUGGUUUGAAAAGGGAUAAAACUAUCCAAGGACUAACUGUUGCCUUAAAAGCAAAGGAAAAAGAGAAUGAGGAGCUGGCUUCUGAAAUUGAAGAGUUAAAUGCUUCAUUGGCUAAGGCAAGAGAGGCAACUCACAAGGCACAUGUGCAAAAAUUCAAGGGUGCUGCAGAUUACCAGGCUCUGCUGAUGGAGAAGGAGACCCUGCUGGCAGAGCUGCGCUCAGAGAACCUCACCAAGGACGCUGAGAACCGCAGGCUGCAGAGAAUCAUUAAAGUCACUGGGCAGGAGCUGAGUGAUCUGAAUUUGGAAAGAGAGAAAAUGGAGAAGGAGCUGGAUGAAGCACAACUGCAGAAGAGCAGAAGUGACAAAACCAUUAAUGACCUUAGAAAUCAACUAGAGAAAUUACAUGGUGAAAUGACUGAGAAAGAAAAAGCAGUUGAACACCAUUACAAUAUUCUUUUGAGUGAAAGCAAUCAGAAGCUGCAGAGCCAAGAACUUGUUAUAAGGCAGCUGACAGACAGUGUCAAUCACAAGGAUCUGCUGCUUGAGAGACUUGAUGGAACAGUUAAAGAAAAGGAUGCAGAGCUGCAGGAGCUCCAGAAUAAAUGCAAGAACCUUUUAAGAGCUAAUGAAGAACUUGAACUGAAAAAUGAGGGUUUAGUAGAGGAGAAAUGUGCUGCACAGACUCAACAGUCAAUUAUCAAGAUAGUCAGAGAGCUGGAGGAAAAUAAAGAAGCUGAAUAUGAGAGGCUGAUCCUUGCUUUGAGGAAAGAACAGAAUAUUUACUCUACUCUAGUGAAGACCUUCAAGGAGUCAGAUAGUAUAAAUAGCUUGCAGGUGGAGCUGAACAACAUUUUCAUGUUGAGAAAACAACUGGAAGAAGAUGUUUUAGGUAACAGGAAUCUCCAGAAGAUUUUACAAGAUCAGAUUAAGGACAUGAAAAAUCACAAAGAUGAAACUCUAUCUUUCUGUGGAGAUCAAACAUCUUAUAUGAGUAUCUGUUUAGGAGAACAAGACCAUUUAAGCCUUCAGAUAGACCAUCUGUCUCUGGAAGAACUUAAAAAAAAGGUUGCUGACCUGCUCCUGAUGGUCAAAGAGCUGCAGUCAAUUAAUCAAGAGCUUAAGGCCAGACAGUCUGGAUGUUGUACAAAGGAUUCUCAAGGAAAGGAAGCACUGGAAAUACUAAACCACAGAGAGUGUCUUGAAACACCAGAGAAGCCUGUGAUGCAGCCUGAAGAUGGUGACAAUGACAAGAAGGUGCAGAACAGUCAGUUUUGUGAGAGGGUCAGUCAGGUGUGCCUUCAAGUAUCUUUGGAUUUUCCUUGUGAGGUGGAUAAACAGAUAACUCCAUCAGGCUAUUCAGAGAGUAUCUGCAAAGACAGACAUUAUAGGAGUCCAAUUAAGCCUCAAUUUGAGCAUGAUACAACUGACAAACACUUGAGAACAGGAAUGAGUGAACAUGAAACAGAAGAGAACUUGCUCACAUCUCCUCUAAGAGAAAAUAGAACAUCUGUGCUGGAAUCUACCAGACAAGAACAAAUGAAAAUUGUAAAUGAACUGUUAGAUCAUCUGAACACGACAGAGGAAGAAUGUUCAAGUGAAGAUAUAGAGAAAAAGGAUGAAAAAGAUCUUAGGCAAAUGAUUAUUCAACUAAGAGCUCAACUCAAACAUUUCAAGCAGGUCACUAAAUUCUUAAGGCAGCGAGCAGAAUUGAAAUCAGCUUUUGAUGGGGAAGAGAAGCUUUAUCCAGAUGCAGUGCCACAGAUUAAUAAGGCGAGUCAGUUGUUGAAAGUGGAAUUGAAAGAUGCAGCUAUGCAAACAAUGACUUUAGAGAGUAAUGUCAUGAGAUUCAAACAUGAAGGCAAAAAAGGAGCCUCAGAAGAAAAGUCAAAAUAUUCAAGAUUAAAUGCAGAAGCAGAACAUCAGCAAGAAAAUGUGUAUAAGAAGGGUGAACAGCAUGAAAGACUUUCUUUUACUAGAACAAAUGAAGCUGGCUCUGCUUCCUUGCCCAAGAAGUCCCGGCUGCCUGUGCUUGUGAGAUCCUGCAGGGCAUUAGGAAAUGUCCCUUUGAACUCCUGGCUGCAGAAAUCAGCUCCAGAAGCACAGCAUCCUUCCAGGGCACCUCCUGAAGGUCUGAGAACUUGUGAAAUACAAACCAUACCAUUUCAGGCACAACCUAAUGGAGAAUUACUGCAUGAGUCUGGAGCUGGAAACCUUCCAGAGGAGCCUGCACAGGGAAACACAUCAGGGAGAGUUGUCUCAUUGCUCAAACUGGAUAAUACUGAGACCCAGGUGGAGUUCCAAGAUGUUGAUCCAGGUACAGAGGACAAGAAUGAAAAUGUGAAGGACAAAAAUCAGCAGAACUAUCAAGAAAUGCAAAAUCAUCAUAGCAUUAGCAAUGGGAAUAUCCAGAGUUCAUUAAAAGAGGUGGAUGAAGAGUUUUAUCCCAUGGGACACGAGGACACUGACUCAGCCCCUGCACAUUCAGACUCCAAGUGCCUGUGUGCUCACCAAGAGAGUGGAACAAGAACUGAUGCCCUCCAGGGCUGUGGAGCCACAGAGGAUAUAGAAGAAUUGAAACAAAGAGUUAAGAAUAUGCAGUCUGAGCUUGAAAAGUACAAAAUGUUCCUGCUGCAGCUGCAGGGCUCUGAGCAGCUCUGGUUCAGUGGUGUUUCCAGUGGGGCUGUGAGGGAUGCAGCCCUGCCUGUGGAAGGGUUUGUCACACCAAUACAAGGCACAGCUAUGGAAGGAGUUCAGACAUCCUCUGGUGUCCCUCAGCUGGAUUUGGAUGAGAUCCACACCAAAACCAGGGAUUCUGAGUCUGUGCAAGCACCUGAUAUGUGGGCAGCACAAAACCUUAAGGAGCUGCUGUUGGCCAAUGAGGCAGAAGCUGACAAAGAGCAAGUUGUGAAUGUGCAUCUUGAUGCAAUGUAUCCUCUUCAGAGCAGUCUGAGAGCAACAUCACCAUCCAAAUAUGACUCGUUGGUUCACUCACAAGUUCGGGAGCUGUCCUUCCAAUGCCAGCAAAUCAAGGAGAUCCGCUGUGGCUGUGCCACCUACCUCCAGCACCUCAGCAGCCUGGUGAAGGCCUUUGAGGAGCUGCUGCAGGCCAGUGAUGUUGAUUAUGACGUUGCUGAAGGCUUCCGUGAGCAGCUGAACCAAAGUGUGCUGCUGUUUGAGAAACUGGAGAUGAAAUUCCUCUAUGGAGAAUCAAUAGGUACAGAAGUCACUAUACUUUAUGAAUUAGCUCAAAGCUCAUCUGACUUUGAUGUGUCAGAGAAGUCUCCUCUUGGCUCACCUGAGCACAGGCAUGACCUGGAAGGCCAGCACAGCACACUGCCACUUCUGCCAAGCAAGUUUCCUCCAGAGUUAUUAAUGGAGCAUCUGCAGGAAAUUAGAAUCCUGAGACAGCGUUUAGAAUAUUCCAUAAAAACUAAUGAGAGACUGAGGAAGCAGCUUGAGAGACAAGUAACAGACAAGGAACUAGAUCAAGGUUCUGCAAACAUUUUUAUCCAUGGCUCAGAGCAGCAUAAUUCCCUGACUUCUGAAAUACAUUUCCUGAGGAAGCAAAAUCAAGUUCUGAAUGCAAUGCUAGCAAAAGGAUCUAGAGAUAAACAAAAGGAAAAUGAAAAGUUAAGAGAAUCUCUUUCUAAGAAGAAUGCAGUCAUUGAGCAUCUUCACGAGGACCAUGAAUGCAUGAAGAAAGAAAAUGAAAAGUUGCAAAAACAAAUAUGCCAAAAGGAAGAUGAAAUCAGAUACCUGACAUGUCAAAUUUACAGCAGUCGCAAUGAACUGAACAGGUUGCAAACAGAAAUUAAUGUAAAGCAGCAUCAGAUCUCUGAGAAUGAGAAGUUGCUGCAGUCGCUGCGGACUGAGAUCAAGGUGUAUGAGAAGCUGGAAGAAGCAAGAAGGAAGGGGACAGAUCCCAGAUGUGAUGGCUCAGAAGAAUUCCAGAAAGAUCAGAAGAAUCCACUGGAUUUAAACGAACUGCUGGCUGAAAUCCAGAGCCUGCGAGUGCAGCUGGAGAGGAGCAUAGACACCAACAAAUCUUUGCAUGAAAAAUUAGAGGAACAGCUUUCCAAAGGGAAGAGAGAGGAAGUGGGCCCAGUGUCAGCUGUUAAUAUCAACUGUGUGUUGAAGGCAGGCUCUCAGCCCUGUGCAGGACUGGAUGAAAAUCUCUGCAACUGCUCUGCUGCCAGGAGAAGCAUUGGUGAGCAGAACGGACGCUGCAUUUCAGCAGAGAACCCAGAUACACCCAGCCCUGUUCAACAGCAGUCGAGUCCUCAGGCAGCCCCUAAGGGUGAUGGGGACAGUGCCUCUGUGUGCAGCAGCAGCUCCAGCAGGACGUGCACCCCACGCUUGGUGCCCGGGCACCGCAUGUGGGCGGACAGGAGCGGCCGGCACGUGCUGGGCCUCAUCGAGGACUACGAUGCCCUGAGGAAACACAUCUCAGAGGGACAGCAGGUGCUGGCACACAUGGAGAUGGCUCUCAGAGAGCUCACUGGCACCAAGCUGCAGGAGCCUGGAGUGAAGGUACCAGAACAGGCAUCCCUGCAUGGCUUGUCCACGAGCACUCACACAGUACAGCAGAUUUUGGAAGAGGCUGCACGUUCCCUGAAGCUUCUGUGGAGAGUUUCUCUUCCCCUGAAAGCUGCUCAUGGUACUGCUCAGGGCAUUCAGGAUGAAGGAAUGAAAGCAGAAAUAUUUAGGUUACGUAAGAAACUGUCUGAGCAAGAGAAGAAGUUGCACAGCACAGUGAAACGCCUGCACUCCACAAACCAGCUGAAGGAAAACAUGGAGAAGGUCAUCAUUGACCAGUUGGUUUUAACACAUGAUGUCUUGAAGAAGGCUAGAGGAAACCUGGAAGUCCCACCAGCUGAGAAUCAAAAAUCACCUUCCUACACCAGCAAAAAAAGGAUUCUCUGAAGGAGAAAGUUCUGCUAACAGAGACUGGUUUUGUGAGUGUUGUUUGCUUUGUGCUGCCUUAAUAUUUAUUGAUGUAAAAAAUGUUUGUUCAGCUCUUUUAAUGGAAUCAGCCUUUGACCAAAAAAAAAAAAAAGGACAAAAAAUGACACCUUUUGGUAAAUAACUUAUUUAACAUUUUCUGUAAUGUAAAGAUGGUUUUUAAUAUUUAUUACCAGAAGCAAGGUACUGCAGGUAUUGAGGAAAAAUCCAGAUUUUUUUAAAGUUGGCACAUUUGAAAUUUUAUAUUUGUACUUGCCAUGUUGUAAAAUUAUUUGUUGUUGUAGUCAAACAGGUCCUGAAAGAAUCAAGAAUGUGAUCCACCUUCCACUGUUUCUCUCCUGCUAAAAGAAUGUAGGUUAAAAAAAAAUACUCUGCCAGUUGUCAUUGUUUUGUAACAAUGUGAAAAAAUGUUAAAUAUUUUAAAGCAUUUUAACCAUCUCUGGAAGGUUCUUCUGGAAGCUGCCUGAUGCUUAGGUACUUAGAUUGAUGGUGUGUCUGAAAAUGUUACUUAGAGUCAGACAAUUAAAAUGAAAAAU
Molecule: messenger RNA, 6511 nt
Organism: Camarhynchus parvulus
Lineage: Eukaryota; Metazoa; Chordata; Aves; Passeriformes; Thraupidae
Gene: CDK5RAP2
Product: CDK5 regulatory subunit associated protein 2
Biological process (GO): establishment of mitotic spindle orientation; chromosome segregation; positive regulation of microtubule polymerization
Cellular component (GO): mitotic spindle pole; microtubule organizing center; pericentriolar material
Molecular function (GO): gamma-tubulin binding; microtubule binding; transcription cis-regulatory region binding
Source: RefSeq, a predicted model, not a curated record